GGCCAGCCGAUUCCCAGGUAGCUUUACCGCCUCACUCUGUCCCUCUGUUGGCCAUCGUGCCGCAUGCUGGUAGGCUGCAGCCUUCUUUAAGCUCCAGCCACGCCCAGGUCCAAUCUUCCCUUGUCCAAACCAACUUUCUAAUAUCUAGCCAUACCCCUAGAAGCACCCAUCGCUUGCUGUUUCUAUUCAUAACUAUCCAUACACUUCAUCGACGCGAUAACGCUACUAGCUUGGUACACUUACCGAUCAAAAGCAACACACCACCGACGUGCAGCCUCGUGCAUAACUUCUCUCACCAAUCCGUCCAUCUGCACUUUUACCCAGCCAUACCUUCACCUCAAACUGCCCAAACGCUCUUUCUCUCCACUUUCACAUGCGCCUACACCUACGGAGCAAACAUGAGCGUCAGCGUAGAGCAACCGCUACACUUUAGCCAGCAGCUCUCCAGCCCACCACAUUCGCCAAACCACGUACUUCACGCGCACACGCCAGCUUCUCCUCAACCUCCACCACCACCACCGGCUGCUGAACUAGACAUGAAUACCUCAACCUCCGCUGACACGAUGCCGUCUACAGGCCAGAAUCAUGAUCGGGGCGAUGCAGAAAUGCAAGAUGGAGAUGAGCCCGCCCGUCGCGAUGCUUCCACAAACACCAUCGCUGUUGAGAUAUCGGCUAUAGACGAGGACGCCAUGGACGUCACACCGGAUGUCGAGGCGGAGUCGUUACUGCCAAAUGGCUCAUCUGAGGCGCAAGAGGCUACUAUCACUACGCCGGCAUCACCUGCGCCUGUGCUAGACGAUACCACAGAGAUAAUCAUUCCCACAGACCCCCCUCCACCCGUUGACCCCGACGCGCUACCUCCACCUGUCGAUCCAAGCACACAACCCCCGCCUCCUCCUCCGCCAGUCGAUCCCCCGCGCUCCGACUCAGGAUCUUCUGACGACGAAGAUGGUCUCCCACCAUGGCAUCCGUUACCAGAAGACUUAUCGUCGCCUGACGAGGGAGAAUUGAAGGAGAUCGAGGAGCGGGGAGAACACAGUGCUCUGGAUCACGAAUACUGGGAGGGCGAAGCGUUCAAGCCUCUGGAAUACCCGGAGUACACUGCUGGCGAAGCAGGACGUAUUCACUGGGCGAUCGAUGCAUACAAUGGCACGCAGGACAAGCAGAACCAUGAAGUGGUCAUGAAGUCUGAAAUCGUCACUAUCGGAGGCCAUCAAUGGCAAAUCAAGUUCUAUCCUAAGGGGAAUGAUUCGGAUUAUCUCAGCGUCUAUCUCGAAUGUCUAAGUGUCCAGGACACAAAGGACAACAAGGAUAAUGAGUUCACCAAAGACGUGUCUAGCGACGAAACAGUUGAACCAAGGGGAGAGAAGAAGGCAGAUGAGAUUAUGGUGACCGCCGAACAUGCACCAACAGACAGCGUGACCGAGGCAUCUGCUCAGGUCGUGAAGCUUGCGCAAGACCGACGUGACAGCGCCAAAUCAGCAUCAGAAGACGUUGAAAUACCAGUAGUCACUCAGCAUACACCCCUUCCGCUUCUUGGAUCGAAGAAGAUGCUUAAGCGAAACAGUGUUGCCGCGCAGAUAUCGGUUGUUCUGUACAAUCCAACAGAACCUCGGGUGAACUACUCGCGGAAUGCUUUGCAUCGUUUCUGCAAAGGCUCUCCUGACUGGGGUUGGACGCGUUUCCAUGGACCGCACUACGACAUCUCUCGUCGCAUACCCGGCCAGCGCAUGGCACUCCUUCGUGACGACAAACUUGCCUUCACUGCCUACAUUCGGGUUGUGGAAGACCAAACCGACUGUUUGUGGGAGCAUCCGAUCAGGGAGAACCCGUGGGACAGCUUCGCGAUGACAGGAUUACAAGGCCUCAUGCUCGGAGAAAACGCUAGUGCGCCUGGCGGCAACAUGAUCUCUGCAGUCUCCUCAUGGAUGCUUUUCAAGCCCUUCCGGAAUCUCUUGUACAGCAUCAACGUUCCAGAUCCCAACGAUGAGCCAUUCACUCGGCCUAAGCCACUCACCAGUGCUUUGCAGCAAGUCUUAUACAUGCUACGAACUCAGGUUGAGCCUGGGGCUGGCCCUGUCGCUCUCGAUGAUAUCAUCGAUGCAUUAGAGUGGUAUCGUAUACACGAGGGUCUCGACAAGUUGGAUGUGAUGGAGACAUGGGAAGUCUUGCGUCUCAAGCUUGAGGAAGAGCUCCAGGGUACACCUUACGCUGCACGACUGGAUGCUAUCUGUGGACCGAAACGCGACUAUUCAACCGGUAGACCAAGUUACCGUGUACCUGUAGAAGGUGUGGACAGCAUGCAAGAUGCUGUUAAUCAGUCACCUGAUCUCACCAUUUCGGGGCAGCAUCUGCCAGAAUUGUUGACGAUUGAGCUGGAUCGGCAUAAAUUCGACAGUGUGAAGACACGCUCGCACAUCAAGGUUCUGAACAAGGUGACCUUGGAUGAUCAAAUAGUAGUUGCCGAUACUCCGUACACACUAUACGGGUUCGUGGUCCACAAGCAAACACUUCAGUCUUACGUAUACCAACCGAUACUCCGACCCGAAGGACCAAAUUCACGCUGGUACAGCUAUUCUGACAGUAAGGAUGAGAAUCAUGUUAAGUGCCUUUCCAAACACGAAGCAGUGGACGCGCAUGAAGGCAAACCUAGCAGCACUCAGAUCAUUGGCAAUGACCCCGUGGCAUACAUUGCCAUGUAUAUCCGAGACGAUGUAGCUCGCUCAGCAUUCAUUUCAGACUCUGAGUCAGAGCGGUGGGACGUCCCAGAAUGGCUCAAGUUGGAGGUAGAAUCCAAGAAGAGUUCAACUUCCCUUCCUCCGAUGCCGCCACCACCGAUCGGCGAGCCAAACUCUGUGGUCGAUCAAGAAAAGGGAAAAGAAGUAGUCGCAGAGCCGCCAAAGUUGCUUGACUUCCGUGUCAUCGAUUCUCGAGCAUACCUAGAACAUGAAGGUCCGGGUGUCUUCGACGCUUUUGAUGCGCGUUGGGAAGCUGAAAACUCAAAGCACGUUCAUACAUUGUCGCUAUCAAGCAAUGACGGGUGCAAAGACAUUCGUGAAAAGUUGAUGGGUGUUUUGACCGAUGUCAAGGAUCCGCGACAAAUAAAAUUUUGGUUCCUUGAUCCUACACGUGGAGCGUUCGAUCGACCGAACUUUCUCAGCACUGGAAUUAUUGAGUUCUCUGCUGGCAGCUACAAUAGAUACACAGAAACCAAUGGGUGGACUCUGGAGGUGCCGCCAUCUGCCUGCCGGAGGAUCUGGGUGCAUAUCACCGACUUCGAAAAGCUUCCUGAGCUUCCAAAAGAAGAAGAGAAGGGUUCGGAGGCCUUCCACCAUAGCACUUCUUCUUCGUCUCUACCGGGAGCUGAUGCUGAGAUGGAUGCGAUCCAAGUGGUUGAGAGUGCUGUCGAGCCAUCUUCUAGUGCCUCACCACCGCAGAUACCUACACCAUUAGAGGAUACGUUUAUGAGCGGUUCCGACGAGCCUACUGCUGCACUAUUGGAGCAAGCAUCGCCUCGCGGGUCAGAAGUUAAUACUCCACCACCGCCGCCACCUACAAACAACACGGAAAGCAAUGAUACUGCUAUGUUAGAAGUGGAAUCAACUCCCGCCGUUGACCCACCAACUGUUGAUGUCAUAAUUCCAGGCGCCGGCCCUGGUGAUACCGAGAUGGGUGGUACACAAGAAGACAUGCCGCCACCUCCACCUCCACCAGUUGAGACCCCUGUACAGCACCUGCAACCACCCCCGCCAAUGCGGAGCCCCACACCUGAACCACCUCCCGACGAGAUCUACUUCUUCCUUAAAUUCUGGAACCCUGAAAAGCAAGCCCUAGAGGCACGAGGAUCGCACAUCGCACUCAAGUCUGCUAGGGUAGAUGAGACACUUGUGGUAUUGCUUGGCCUGGAAGACAAGAAGAAGAUGGAGAUGUGCGAAGAAGAUGAGUUGACCAACACACGGUCUCUAAAGCAUCGCCGCACCUUUGCGCAAGUGGAUUUACACAACGCGUGUAUCAUCGUCGUUUCGUUACCACUCUCGGCUGAGAAGCGUAACGCACUUGCAGCCCGUGCGGCAUUUGCAGACCCCCAAAGCUACCUCCAAUUCCGCGCUUUCGCACGCAAUUUCCCUCACAAGCUGCAAGGCCACUUCACCUACAACUACUUCUCUAGCGAAUACUACAAGGGCGAGAUUGUCAAUGGUUUUGCGCACGGUCACGGUACUAGGAUAUACCACUCUGGCGCCACUUACGAUGGCUCCUUCCGCCUGGGCAAACGCUACGGCCAUGGCCUGUACACUUUCCAAAACGGCGACACAUAUGACGGUGACUGGGUCGACAACCAGCAACACGGUACUGGUACCUAUGUCGAAGCCGCAAACGGCAACACAUAUGUCGGCGGAUGGCAGAACGACAAGAAAUUCGGUGAGGGUGUUACGCACUGGAAGAACGCCCAAGAAUCUGAGCGACUGUGUAGAAUCUGCUGGGAUGGGGAGGCAGAAGCGGCUUUCUACGAUUGCGGUCACGUGGUAGCUUGCUUGACGUGCGCACGGGAGGUGCAGAAUUGCCCUGUGUGCAGGAAGCGUGUGUUGAGCUCUAUGAAGCUCUACUACGUGGCUUAGUUUUCUCAAGGGCAGCUUCUACCGAAAAGGUAUUGUGAAGUCUCUUGCAGGACCACACAGCAUCGAUUCAAGGGGCGCGCACGCGAUGUGUACCUUCAAGGUCGGGUUCUGAAACACCCUUCGUUCAAAGACAUAAAUGGGCCGUAUAACUUGGAGAUGAGAAUUAAGGAGUUUUUGGUUACGGGCAUCACAAGAACGAGAUAAGGGGUAUCGUGAUAAGUAUUGGCUAUGUAUGAGAUAGGAGUCUGGAUGGUUUGGGUUCGGGCGUUUUAUUCGGUACUCUUUUAUUUCAAUUUCUUGUAUCAGGGUGCUAAGGCGUAGUCUCUAGACGGCUUUACGAUCACCAUCAGAUCUUCAC
This is a messenger RNA of Alternaria alternata, 4974 nucleotides long. RefSeq lists its product as hypothetical. Gene Ontology annotation, molecular function: protein binding; cysteine-type deubiquitinase activity. The record is from RefSeq and is a predicted model, not a curated record. The coding region runs from base 399 to 4616 and encodes 1405 amino acids. Gene Ontology annotation, biological process: protein deubiquitination. NCBI's taxonomy places the organism in Eukaryota, Fungi, Ascomycota, Dothideomycetes, Pleosporales, Pleosporaceae. The transcript is spliced from 2 exons.